GCCACUUGACGACUGCCUCAGAACGACAAAGGUCAUGUACAUCGCAGUCGCAUAUAAAGCAGGUGUGAGCCCCAAAGUCAGCUCAGUGUUUGGCGCAGUGAACUGCAUAAGGAGUAAAGUUUGAAGCAUAAACAUAAUUCUGAAGAAUUUGUUAGCACUAGCCGCAGGGGAAGAAACUUUUCUAUUCAUUGCUCGUCUGCUGUGAAGAACAACAAUAUAAGCGAACCUUGGACUGUGAUAGGUUACAUAGCCGACAUCAUAGUCUAGCCCCGACUGACUGACCAGCACACCAUCAUGGAGACUAUGUUUGGUGUAGACAUCCCUCUGCUUCUCCUCUUGUUGCCACUGGUGAUUCUACUCCUCUACUGGAAAGGCAUGAGAUCGUACAAUUUCUGGAGCUUCGAGGGGAAUACCUGGACCUAAGCCCCAACUUAUCUUUGGUAACCAGUGGCAGAUGCAAAACAAAGGUCUGGCGAACUGUUUAAGAGAGUGGUCGAAAGCAUAUGGCCGUGUAUACGGAAUUUAUAGAAACAGCCAGCCCAUGCUUGUUACAAACGACCUGGACAUCUUAAGAGAGGUGAUGGUGAAGGAGUUUCCUCACUUUGCAGACAGACAUGACACGGUUAACGAUAAAACUUUCCAGAAGACUGUCUUUUUUGCCCGGGGACAUGACUGGAGAAGAAUCAGAAACAUAAUCACACCAACUUUUACUUCCGGAAAACUUCGUCUGAUGGAGAAUUACAUUAAUCGCUGUAGCGAGGUUCUGACGGAAAACAUGCUGAAGAUCGCCCGCAAUGGUGGAAAAAUAAUGGUGAAAGAGUAUUGUGGGGCCUUUACCAUGGAUGUGAUUACGGGCACAGCUUUGGGAAUUCUUGUCAACUCCCAGCAUGACCUCCAAAAUAAAUUUGUGUCUAACGCAAAAAUCAUCUUUGACACUAGAAGGGACCGCACAAACUUUAUUCAACAGCUGCUUAGUAUCAAUCCAUUUCUUAACCGUUUGGUUCGUAUUCUUCCCAACCUGUUUUCCAAGCAAGAAAACCCUAUGACUUUCUUUUUGGAGGCCAUCCGUCGCAUUGUGGCAGACAGGAAAGAAGAAACGGUUCCAAGGAAACAGACAGAUUUUCUCCAGCUUCUUGUCAAUGCAGAGGCAUCCGAAGAUUUUGUAGACACCACUGCUGAGAAUGGAAAGGGCCUCACUUAUGAUGAGAUCGUCGCUCAAAUAAUGAUAUUUUUUCUCGCUGGAUACGAAACAACGGCAACGACUUUGCAGUUCAUGACCUACAACCUGGCUGUGUUCCCGGAUGUCCAGCAGCGAAUUGUUGAUGAGAUUCAAGAGCAGAUUGGAGACGAGGUACCAACCAAUGACAAUGUCAGUAAACUCAAGUACAUGGAGCAGACCAUCAAAGAGACUCUGAGAUUGUUUCCAACUGUUGUAUCUGUAACUCGCAUGGCCUCCGAAACAGUGACCAUCAAGGGUGUGACUAUCCCAAAAGGAGUUGGAGUUCUCAUUCCUAUUUAUGACGUCAUGAGAGACCCUGAAUAUUUCCCAGAUCCUGAGGUCUUCAGACCAGAAAGAUUUUCAAACGAAGCGAAGGAUGAAAUGAAUCCUCUCUCUUUCCUCGCUUUUGGGUUCGGACCCCGUCUGUGUAUCGGCAAGCGUCUGGCUUUGCUGGAAAUCAAAAUCGCCAUGGUGCACGUGCUCAGAAAGAUUAAAUUUGUCAAGACACAAGACCUGCCGGAGAAUCUGCCGCUCAUAGCAUCGGGAAGUCGGCUUGUACCUGUCACCCCCCUGAUGGUCAAAGCCGUACUUCGCCAUACAGAAACUAAGUCUUAAUCAAAUCAGUAUUCUUUAUUCUGGGGAGAGAUGGUUUCACAGACAUUAUUCCCCGAAAUGUUUUUGAUCAUUUCUCCUCUCUCUCUUGGACUCCAUUGUCUCUCUUGCCAGCUCCUUUUUCACUUUAUAGUUUAUACAUUUGUACUUAAUUGUGAUAUAUAGAAAGAGAAAAUGUUUAGUGGCUGGUACACUCCUGCAUCAUACUCUAGUGAAACUGUGCCUGAACUGUGAAAUGAAACAUUCAUAUAUUCACGAUUAUAACAAUGACUUUGCAUGUGGAGUACAAGGACCUACAAUCUAGCCAGAUAUUAAAAGAACAAUGAACAAAAUAAAUAAAUAAAUGAGCCUCUGGAAACGAAACA
Pomacea canaliculata is the source of this 2196-nucleotide messenger RNA. RefSeq names its product cytochrome P450 3A24-like. The transcript has 14 exons. The coding region runs from base 455 to 1834 and encodes 459 amino acids. Gene Ontology annotation, molecular function: steroid hydroxylase activity; oxidoreductase activity, acting on paired donors, with incorporation or reduction of molecular oxygen; heme binding. The record is from RefSeq and is a predicted model, not a curated record. Lineage: Eukaryota; Metazoa; Mollusca; Gastropoda; Architaenioglossa; Ampullariidae.